ACGUGGCCGCUCGGUUUACCGGAAGUAAGCAAACUCAGCCUCUGUCAAGAUGUCUGCGCCCGAUGAGGACACGUUUGCCGACGAGGGAGCCGAGAUGGAGGAGAUGGACGAAGCUGGCACCGACGACGACGACGAAGGAGUGGAGAUGGAGGAGGAAGGAGCGGACGCAGUGGAGGAGAGAAAGGUGUACGUACCCGGGAUGGAGCCGCUUCAGCCAGGAGAGGAGCUGGAGAUGGACCGCUCCGCGUACCGCAUGUACCACGAGUGUCAGACAGGUGCUCCGUGUUUGAGCUUCGACAUCCUGAGAGAUGGAGACGGAGAAGGCAGGGAGCAGUUUCCUCUGUCCAUGCUGCUCUGUGCGGGCACUCAGGCGGACACAGCUCUGGGCAACAGACUUCUCGUCAUGCGCAUGCAUAACCUUCAUGGAACAGAGAAAGAAAAGGAGGGAGAAGAAAGCAGCGAUGAAGAAAGUGAUGACGAGGAGGAGGAUGAAGAUAAGAAGCCGCAGAUGGAACUGGCCAUGGUGCCUCACUAUGGAGGGAUUAACAGAGUCAGAGUGUCUCGACGUGGAGAGCAGUCAUUGGCUGCUGUGUGGUCAGAGAAGGGACAGGUAGAAAUAUUUGACCUCCAACCCCAGCUGGAAGCCGUCCACAGUUCUGCUGCUAUGGCCAAUUUCAUCAAUAAGCAGAAGGAAGCCACGGCUCUCUUCAGUUUCUCAGGACACAUGACUGAAGGCUUUGCCAUUGACUGGUCACCCACAGUACCCGGUCGUCUUGUCAGCGGAGACUGCAAAAAGAACAUCCAUGUGUGGGAGCCACGAGAGGGAGGGUCUUCAUGGCAGAUUGAUCAACGACCUUUCAGCUCCCACAGCAAAUCUGUGGAGGACCUGCAGUGGUCACCCACUGAAGCCACAGUUUUUGCAUCAUGUUCGGUGGAUCAGUCGAUUCGUAUAUGGGAUAUCCGAGCCCCUCCCAAUUCGAUGCUUUCAGCCAAUGAAGCUCACUCAUCAGACGUCAAUGUGAUCAGCUGGAACAGGAGCGAACCUUUCAUCCUGUCAGGAGGGGACGACGGACUUCUGAAAGUGUGGGACUUGCGACAGUUUAAGACUGGGCGACCCGUGGCGAACUUCAAGCAGCACAGCGCUCCCAUCACGUCCGUGGAGUGGAGCCCCACGGACACGAGUGUGUUCGCCGCCUCCGGGGCAGACGAUGUCGUCAGCCAGUGGGAUCUGUCCGUGGAGUCGUGUGAUGUGGGUGCCAGGGUGGAGGGGCUGAAGGACUUGCCCCCCCAACUCCUGUUCCUGCACCAGGGUCAGUCAGAAGUCAAGGAGAUCCACUGGCAUCCACAGAUACCUGGUGUGAUGAUCUCCACAGCUCUGUCAGGAUUCAACGUGUUCAGGACAAUAUCUGUGUAGAGUGUGUUUGUGUGUGUGUGUGUGUGUGUGUGUGAGAGAGAGUGAGUGAUUUUUGCAUUUUGAUGAGUAGAGCACAUUUAAUAACCCACAAACCGCAAUAUGUUUAAUAAUGUACAUAUCUCAGCUGUGUAGGUAACAGUUUUUCUUUGAGACAUCUCUUGGCUAACAUAAGCGCCAUGUGGUCUCACAAUCUUUACUAUUGAACUUUCAGUCUGUAUGUUUUACAGCUCUGAACUAUUUUAGGCAUUCCUUGUUGCAUGCUUAAAAUAAAACAUUUAAAACCGUG
This is a messenger RNA of Scatophagus argus, 1700 nucleotides long. It is a transcript of the gene grwd1, whose product is annotated as glutamate-rich WD repeat containing 1. The transcript is spliced from 7 exons. Bases 50 to 1414 code for a protein of 454 amino acids. NCBI's taxonomy places the organism in Eukaryota, Metazoa, Chordata, Actinopteri, Scatophagidae. The record is from RefSeq and is a predicted model, not a curated record. Gene Ontology annotation, molecular function: protein binding.